This is a messenger RNA of Morchella importuna, 4035 nucleotides long. RefSeq lists its product as uncharacterized. The transcript is spliced from 13 exons. The record is from RefSeq and is a predicted model, not a curated record. Gene Ontology annotation, cellular component: membrane. Gene Ontology annotation, biological process: transmembrane transport. Lineage: Eukaryota; Fungi; Ascomycota; Pezizomycetes; Pezizales; Morchellaceae. Bases 1 to 4035 code for a protein of 1344 amino acids. Gene Ontology annotation, molecular function: ATP binding; ABC-type transporter activity; ATP hydrolysis activity.
AUGAUGCGGCCUCGUAGUAGGCCCGCUCAGCGUGAGGAAGUCUCUAUAGAGCUCACCGACCUCUCACGCUGCCACAGCAGAGCUCCGCUCCAGGGCAUUCGCGCUACGAUAAAAGAUAAACGUGACAAGCUAAAUCGCGCCAAAAUUGAACGAAGAGUUGGAGACGGUGUAGGUGGUGCUGACUAUGAGAAGAGGAUUUUGAGGUAUGGGACAGCUUUUGACUAUACUCUAAUGAGUAUUGGAGCUGCUGCUGCACUGAUUACCGGCAUUGCAUUCCCUAUCAUGAUCUUAGUUUUGGGCGGCUUUAUCAAUCAAUUCUUUUACUACGCAACCGCGGGGAAUUCCGAAACUUUUGUGAAAGAGACAUCUAGUUUAUGCCUCAAAUUCGUAUAUAUCUUCCUGGCAAGAUGGAUUACAGGAUUCAUCUCAAUGAGCUGUUUUCGCAUCUCCUCAAUGCGUAUCUCGUCUACUCUUCGGCUAGCUUAUAUUACCUCAAUCUUCCGCCAGGACCUCACCUACUUUGACACGCUCGCCCUUAACCCCGUCGUCGACACUGGCACCGGAACCCAUCUCAGUACCGACCACACUAAUCCGGCCGUCCACAAGCCCGGCACUCCUGGCUCCGUAGCGGUCUCAAUCACAUCGGUCACAAGCACUGUUCAAAUGGGCAUUGGCGAGCGCAUCAGUUCAGUGGUUCAAUCCUUCGCCAUGCUCCUCGCAGGUUUCUCCAUUGCACUUACGAUUAACUGGCGCCUGACUCUUGCGUCGUCGGCUGUCGUUCCUGUGGCGAUUAUUAUUUAUGGAAUCACGAUCCCGAUCCAGGUCAAGCACGACAAGAGGAUCAUCAUGGCAUAUACCAAGGCUGCAGACCUAGCAGAAGAGGUGCUAUCUAGUAUCCGCACGAUUCAAAGCUUCAACGCAGAAUGGACACAUGCUAAAAAAUAUGAUGAACUUCUGACUCGUGCCAAAACACAAGGUGUAAGAAAGGCGCCACUAUCCGGAUUACAGUGCUUCCUAGGUUCAUUCAUAAUGUUUUCGGCAUACACAAUAUGUUUCCGCUACGGGGCCAGCCUGUUCAUGAGCGGUAGAAUUGAUAGUCCCGGUGAAAUAAUAGUUGUUUUCUAUGCGGCGCUGUUCGGAAUAGGGUCUUUUGCGGCUCUCGCAAGCCCGAUUCAGGCCAUGGCUAAAGCCUCAGCUGCAGCUUCAAUCAUAUUCCAAGUGAUUGAUCGCCCCCCGCUAGUCGACUCUCUCUCUGAUGAAGGGGAGUCUCCCCUUGAACUCCCGGCAGGUGACAUUGAAUUUCGGGGCAUCCAGUUCGCAUACCCCGGUGGCGGGAACCGCGAUAAAUCUGUGGUCCUUGGGGGCAAAAUCGGUUCACCGUCACUAGAUAGCCCAUAUUUAGAAAAUGAAGAUGGAAGCUCAGGUUGGGAUGCUGAGGGGUUAACCUUGAGCUUCCCACGCAACAAGACAACUGCGAUAGUAGGCCCUUCAGGCGCGGGUAAAUCCACGAUUGUGGCACUGCUUGAGAGAUGGUAUGAGCCGCAGGUGGGCAGCAUCUCUAUAGGGAAUAUAGAUAUCGCGGAUCUCAACCUACGGUACUGGAGAGGAAAAAUUGGGUUUGUGACGCAGGAGCCAUUUCUGUUCAACGACACGAUUUAUCAGAAUGUGGCAUACGGAUUGCAGGGAACAAUGUAUGAAGGCGUGUCCGAGAGCGGGAAAAGGCAAAUGGUGCACGAGGCCUGCGUCGAAGCGAACGCGGCCGAGUUUAUCAAUGAACUUCCGGACAGGUAUGAUUCACUGGUCGGGGAGGGUGGUAUCAAGCUCUCCGGGGGCCAGAAGCAGCGAAUUGCAAUUGCGAGGAGCAUCAUCUCUAAGCCACCAAUCCUGGUAUUGGACGAGGCAACCAGUGCCCUUGACCCAAUUAACGAGCAAAUAAUCCACAGGGCUCUUGAGACAAUCUCGAAGGGUCGGACAACGAUCAUGAUUGCACAUCGUUUGUCAACCCUUAAGAACGCAGACAAGAUUAUUGUCCUCGAAAAGGGAAAUAUAGUUGAGAGCGGCACUCAUACAGAGCUUAUGGAGAACGCAGCUGGAGUGUACCGGGCAUCAGUUGGUUUGCAGUCUUUAAUGAUUGAUAUUCCAGAUGAGGAUGAUCCAUUCAGGGAUCCAGAAGAUGAAGAGGAAGACAUAAUUGUGAUCCCGGCGGAGGGGGCGCGCCUUCUGGCUACAGGGGAACCUGUCACCACUAAAUGGAAGAAGUUGGGUAUUUUUUCGCUCCUCUGGCUAAUUUUGAGGGAGCAGUCGAAACUAUGGCCGAUUUAUACGGCCGGCGUAGCUGGAUCUCUUGGGUCUGGAAUUGCUCUCCCAAUGUCAGGACUUCUGUUGGCGAGUUUCUUGAUAACCUUUGAUCUUGCACAAGCUGGAGAGAUGACCCUAUUCGACAAGGCCAGCACCUUUUGGGCAUAUAUGUUCAUGGUUUUAGCUGUCGGUACUGGUCUAAUGUGUUUCCUCAUGGGCUACAUGCUCACAAAAUCCUCCUUUAUCUCGGGCAGCCAUUACCGUUCAGAGUACUUCCGAAAUAUCCUAUCACAAAAGAUCCCCUUCUUUGACAAGUCUUCCAACUCUUCCGGCGAACUCACCUCCAAGCUCAACAUUUACCCCGGCGCCGUCCAGGAGCUCAUCGGCACUCCCGCCGGUCUCGUGGUCUCCUCAUUUGCAACUUUUGUCUCCUCUUGUGCAAUCUCUAUCUAUAUCUGCCCGAAGCUUGCGGGCGCCGUCCUCCUGGCCUGUGUUCCAUUGAACCUCCUUGCGGGCUGGGCAAAAAUUUGGAUCGAGCGACGAUUCGUCAGCGACUCUAUGGAAGUGUUUGCGGAGAGCUCGCAAUUUGCAACGGAGGCGGUCGGAGCCUAUAGGACCGUAUCAUCCCUCUGCUUAGAAAGACCAAUUGUACAACGUUUUAGGAAACUUCUGAGCGGCCAUGUCAAGAAGCAAUCCUUCAGGGUCUUGUGGUCCUCCGUCUUUUAUUCGGCCACGGAGUCAUCGACAAUUCUGGCUUCGGCUUUUACGUUCUGGUGGGGUGGAAACUUGAUCAUACGAAAAGAGAUCAGCAUUUUUCAGUUCUAUGUGGUAUAUCUAACAGUGCUCCAAGGAGGUGAUGCGAUAGGGAACAUGUUCACUAUCGCGAAUAAGAUGGCCCUAGCCAUUCUUUCGGCAAACAAAAUGUUUGAAAUUCGACAAGCUCAAGGUUUUAAACCGUUGGGUAAGCGGUUAAAUCUGCAGGAAAGGGGGGGUUGCACGAUUGAGUUUAAGGAUGUUGAUUUCGGAUAUAAUGAUAGAAACCUUAACGUCUUUAAUGGCCUCAACCUAAAGAUAGAGAAAGGGCAGUUUGUGGCGCUUGUUGGACCUUCUGGAUGUGGGAAAAGUACAAUCAUCAGUCUACUAGAAAGAUUCUACGAUGUUAGUAGGGGAGAUAUUCUCAUUGAUGGGCAGAGUUUGGCGCCAAUGGACGUGGGGGUAUAUCGCAACGUAGUCUCGCUUGUUGCACAAGAGCCGACUAUUUACCAAGGAACAAUUCGCGAAAACAUUUGCAUUGGCGCUACACCAAAUGUUAGUGAGGAAGAGAUAAUUCAAGCCGCACGAGAUGCCUAUCUCCACGAUUUUGUAUCAUCACUCCCAGAUGGCUAUAAUACUCUCUGCGGAAACAGGGGAAUUGGCCUCUCUGGAGGACAGAAGCAAAGACUGUCCAUUGCACGUGCACUCAUUCGAAAACCCCGGAUUUUGCUUCUUGAUGAAGCAACCGCUAGCUUAGACUCGGAUUCUGAAAGGAUUGUGCAGAGCGCGUUAGAAGGAGUUGAUAGAGAAAGUCGUCAAAUGACAAUGAUCGCUGUAGCUCAUAGAAUCUCUUCUAUCAAGAACGCGGAUGUAAUAUUCGUUCUCAAUGAGGGGAGGGUGGUGGAGAAAGGAACCCAUGAUACGUUGAUCCGCAAGAGGGGAAUGUAUUUUGAAAUGUGUCAGGCACAGGCUCUGGAUCGUUAG